Molecule: messenger RNA, 1295 nt
Organism: Meloidogyne enterolobii
Lineage: Eukaryota; Metazoa; Nematoda; Chromadorea; Rhabditida; Meloidogynidae
Source: the annotation of a GenBank genome assembly
GUAAAAAUUAAUUCAUUGAAAAUGUCAAAAAGCAUCCGUUUUCUUUGUAUAUUUAGCUUCAUUAUCUUCAUUAUUUUUGCCUUGCAAGAAUUAAUUGGUGGAGUUAUUACUACUCCGAAUAAUGCACCGCUACAAGCUCAUUUGCCAAAUCAUCCUCUCAACACUAAAAUUGUUCCAACCAGAAUUGCAAUGCAACAUUGCAAUCUUUCAAAGCACUCAAAGACUGGGCCCCUCCAUUGUUCUUCUCAACACCACAGCACUUCUGCAUUAAUUGCUUCGAAAAAUGAUAAUUCAAUUGUGAUUGAAAAAGAAGUUAAAGGACAUACUAAAAGUGAAGACAAAAAGAUUUUUCCCUCUGAGGAAGAAAAAGAAGAGGAAGAAGAAUUAACCUCUCAAGAAAUUAAAAAUUCAUUGUUCGAAGCAAUAAUUAACAAAACCCAGAAAACAAAAAUGGGGAAAUAUUCGACAUUUAUUAAUGAAAUUUCUAAAAUGAUUUCGAAUGAUUUAACAACUUCAUCAAAUUUAGAAAAAUUUCCAACUUUUGCUGAGCAGCUACUCGAAAAUGGGAGUAAAACAGUCAUUAAAUUGACGGAAUUAGAAAAUAUUGUUAAAAACCAUUCAGAAUUUUUUGAAAAGGCAAUGGCUUUAAAUAAAGAAGAGGAAAGAUUAAUUAAAUUCCAAAUGGCUGGGAAUAAAUUAACAAAAGAAGAAAUUAAAGAAAAAUUAAAUAAAAUAAUUUUUGAAGGAACAAAUGAAGAAAAAUUGAUGAAAGAAAUUUUGGAAAUUUUAAAAAUUAAAGAAACGGAACAAAGUUUAAUUGGAACAAUUUACAAAGAGAAAAUUGAAUUAAAUGAUUGUUAUAAUAAUUUUCUUGUGAAGCUUUUCCCCAAUGAUUAUGAUGUUUUUGGGGAUGAGGAAACUAAGGAAGGAAGGAAAAUUAAAUGGGAGAUUAUUGAGAAGCUUGAAAUUUUGGAGAAAUGUUUGUUUGAAUAUUUUAUUAUUAUUAAAAUAUUAUUUAAAAAAUUGAGGGGUAAUACUUUGAGAUUGAAUUAAAAUAGUAUAAUAGGAGGAUAUUCUGGUUAAUUCUUUAUUCAUUAAUUUAGUCUCGGAACAAGUAAAAGAGAUUCUAUGUAGUCUAGAUGGAUAUAAUUCAAGAGUUUCACGGAUGGAUAAUAAGGUUACUGACCUGCCAAAAUCAGUCACUAUGCUGAGUCUCUAUGCCAAAAAAUCCUUUUUGAUUUUUAAGGGGAUAUCUCAGGUUUUUAAGAUCGACAAUAAUAUGUAUAUGUUUUCAU